Nylanderia fulva is the source of this 3485-nucleotide messenger RNA. RefSeq lists its product as uncharacterized. The record is from RefSeq and is a predicted model, not a curated record. Gene Ontology annotation, cellular component: nucleus; cytoplasm. NCBI's taxonomy places the organism in Eukaryota, Metazoa, Arthropoda, Insecta, Hymenoptera, Formicidae. Gene Ontology annotation, biological process: female meiosis I; male meiosis I; meiotic cell cycle.
UUUCAAUUUAAUCCUAAUCCGUAGUCUGAUACGGGCUUUAGACUAUCUACAGAAUAAAAAAAAACUCAUAAACCACACUAUGAUGCCGAAUCUAUAUGUGUGUUGCGGUUCGAGGUUUGAGAUUCAUGUAGGUCAGUGCGGUGUUGGUCGACGUGCGUCAAAGUGGGUGUAUUAGAGUGCACGCAAAAUAUGCGAGCGACAGUCGUUGAUAGUGACGAUUAGGAUUGAUUAAAAUUUUCUUAGGAACUGAUUUAAAUGGUUGAAACUGAUUCCUGUACAAAAGAGGGCUGAAAAAGUAAUGGCGAAUGGCAAUGGAGUAAUAUCGGUGAUGAUAGUGACUGUCCGAGAUUUUUUUUAACGAAUGGCUCUGUCCGAAGUGCACAAUUUAACCGCGAUUGUCGACAACAAUGUUUUCGCCGUUAAUAAGAAGAAUAACGAGACCGAACACAGUAACAGUAUGUUGGAAGUACCACGAAAGAUUUACUCUAAGGGCAUGCAUAGUGUGGACUACAAUCAAUGGAGCUACGACUUAACAGGUUGCAGCAUGAAAAGAAAUAUGAAUAACUUUGAAGAUGAAGAUGGUCAAGACUUGAAUAAUCCAAUGGUUAACGAUUUGGUAUCAAAAAUUCUCGAUGAAGAUUCCAUUACUAGCGAUACUUGUCGCGUUAACAGCUACAACAGCGGAAAUACGCAUUACCAAGCAGAGUUCAGCACGUCUUGCUCCAAUCAAAUUGAAGAUGGCUCGGAUACUUAUCUAACCGAUUAUAUACAUCAUUUGGGAGUUCGUUAUCCAUGCGGCAAGUUAACAAACAAUAUUUACAAUAAUACCAAGAAUGAAUAUCAUCACGCGCCUACGAAUCUUUGCAACGACUUGAAAACGCUGAAUCUCGGUUCAUGUAUUGAGCAAAGCAUAGAACAGAGUAGCAAUGAAAUUACAUCAGCAUCGUAUUCAUCUGAUCCUCGAUCUCACGUUAUACAUUCGAACGAUGGAACGAUGUACACGAGCGCGAAUAUGAUGCCGUCGUGCAAUGCGUUGUCAACAACUACAACGGGCUCGAAUUACGAUAAAUCGCAAUCGAACAACUGGACGGAACCAUUCGUGACUCCCUCGAUGGGUUGCAGAGGCGACAUAAUUGGAAAUUAUUCGAGAAUCUCAAAUUGCGUCAAACCUGAUCUUAAUUUCAAUGUGACCGCUGCCGCCGCCGCGUUAAACCUGACUCACUUAGAUUCACCAAAUUGUCCCAUCAACGAGUUAGACUAUCGUAACAGUACGAGACAAAGCGCAUCAUUCAACUCGUACAGUAAUACUAUAAAUAUGCAUGAUAUGUAUAAUGUUAGCAAUAACAUUGGUUCUGGAUAUAGGCCCAAUUCGGCGAUGACUGAUCUAAGCGCCGAUUCCGGGUUUUUAUCCAACUCGCCGUUACAACCAUUCUCGCCUGCUGAUACGACAACUUUACACACUUGUUUCGGAAGCGGUAUACAAGGCAAUAGUGGCAGCGGCGACUUUGCUAGAGACGAUACCGCUAGAUUAAAUAUGACGAGUAUUAGCAUACCCAACGAGCAGAUUCAGUUCUUGCAACAGUCGCAAACUCGUAGCUACAAAUUGAUGGAUCAAGCUGUGGACCAAGAUUACAAAAACUUAAUCACGUAUUAUCCCUCUGGUACAAAUAGCUUUAUCGCAUCUUCGACGAGUAAUUUAGACACAAACGAGAACGUUUGUCUCCCUAGUGAUUGUAGAAUUGAUAAUGGCUUACUGAAGAUGAUAAAUCCAAAAUCAAAGUUUAUCGAAACCAAAACCUAUUCACCGAUAGGAUUUCCAAAGAAUCUGAGUUCGCGUAACUUGUAUCAGCCUAUCGCCAAAUAUGGUUGUCAUCAGUAUCAACAGUACACUGCCAGCAGUGGCGAUACUUUGAAGAUAUUACAAAAUUCCGCAUUUUAUCACAACGACUUGAAGCAGCCUAAACUGAACAAUGCGUACCACAAUGUGGAUGGAUUUGACAUGGCUAAGGAAAUAGCCUUUCCCUCGGCAAGUCAGUUGACCGAUCGUAUUGCGAGAUCUGUACUGGACAAGGACACUGCCUUGUCCAAUCAUAUUUUGAAACAACGACACCAUAUAUCGAAAAUACAGAGCAUUCCAACCGGGAUCCCGCCUCCUGAUAUUAUUUUUAAUUCAGGAAUGAUAUCGAGUACAAAUACUGUGAGAUCAUUUCCGUCAGCAAUGCCGGUUUCUGUUCCGGUUCAUCCUGUUCCGCGAUUAUUCUCCGCUCUUUACGGAGGCAAUCUGAAUUUUAGAAAUGGGAAUGGCUCAGCUAGAAAGACAGGUCCUUCGAGUAUAUUGCAUUUCAAUCUCGAACAAACGUACGAACAAUUUAAGCAAUUGGAGAAGGAGCGCAAGAAAUGUGAGGCUGGAUUGGCCGCGCAUUUUCCAGGAAAACGAGUAACCAGCGCAAAUAACAUACCUAUUCCACGUCUUCAGGGAAAUCCAUCAAGAGUGGAUCGCUUGAUAAUUGAUUAUUUAAGAGAACACGCCCGUGUUAUUACAUUAAUAGCAAAGAUGGAACGCUUACGCGGGACCACGAUGAAUCAACGCGUACACAAAGCUAUGGAAUAUUGGCUGGAAGCUAUUAAAUAUGUUCAAGAAUGUCGUAAGCAAGAGAUCGCGAAUGCUAUCAAACGUCAGAAAGAGAACCCUCAUUGCAUCUUAGCAUAUAAUGAUAAUGAUAUUCUGACUUUGGCUGGAAGCGUUCACGAACUGACAAAGGCGUCGCGGUACGCGCGGACCGGUAUGUAUAACGCGCUCCAAGCUACCCUACUCUAUGAUUUGGAUAUAGAGAAGAAAGUCAUCGAGACUCCCAAGGAUCCGGUUCUUGAGACACAAGUUCAUAAUGAAAGUCAAAUGAAAGACGAAACCGACGAUUAUGCAAGCAAUACCUAGCAAAUUUGCGCUGAAUUCACUCGGUAUCGCUCAUCUUGAAGUACUAAAUCGAGUCCAGCAGCUUUUUACUUACGUAUAGUAUUACGUUUUUGAAAAGCUUUUGCUGGUGUUUAUGAUUAUUUUACUGUUGAAACAAAAUGCCGCCCAUUAAAUUCGAGACUUUUACUCGCGAUACACACAAAGUAACACGCACGAAUGAACAAGAGUGAAACGGAAUUUUGGGAACGCAUGCAAUAACCUUUACAGGUUAUCGAUAACUCCAUAGUUUUCUACCGUACGUAUUUUAAUGCUUACGACAAUGUAACAUGACUUUUAGACUUCUCGAGGACACCGAUUUAGAUGCAAGAUUCGCUAAACUGCCCUUUAUCCUUCAUCGGUUUAUCUCUAUCGCGUGUAAAAUAUCUGCUUUUUAUUCGACAUUACACAAAUAAACCGAAAGCAGUAUCAAUCGUGUUUAAAUCGUUGACAACAAGAAGGAGAUUGCUCAGAUGUAUUACAUCGUUUAGAAGUGUGAUGAAAAAAAGAAUCGUUCUUCGUACAAUUUUAUUUA